Molecule: messenger RNA, 2262 nt
Organism: Andrographis paniculata
Lineage: Eukaryota; Viridiplantae; Streptophyta; Magnoliopsida; Lamiales; Acanthaceae
Exons: 7
Coding region: 1-2262 (753 amino acids)
Source: RefSeq, a predicted model, not a curated record
AUGCUGGAGAUUCAAAUCGGGCAGAUAGCUGAAGCUAUGAAGCUAAAGCAAAAAGGAAUGUUGCUUGGGAUAGUCGAGACUGUCCCGAACCAAGAAAAUGCCAUCGAAACAAGGGGAGGGAAGCACAAUCACCACCGCUGCCAGACAAAGAUUCCAUCUGAGGAAGAAGGUCCAUCCCAACCUCGAACGAUACCAGCCGCUCGGGUGCCUGAACCGAAGGAAAAGGGUUCCGCUCAGCCCUUGGCUCGAGUCCCCUUUCCCACACGACUUGGGAAGAAGGACAACUCCAAGGAAUUUGAUAAGUUUGUGCACACUUUUUGUAGUCUUCAAAUUACUAUACCGUUUGCUGAUGCUUUGUCACAGAUGCCACAUUACGCUAAGUUUAUCAAAGAUAUAAUCAACCGAAAGCGGGCAUUCCCUGAUGAAGCGGCAGCGGUGCAACUGGAGAGUGUGUGCAGCGCCGUAUUUAAGGAGGACCUCCCAAAGAAACUCAGCGAUCUUGGGAGUUUUAUUAUUAUUUGUACCAUAGGAAAUUUAGAGCCGAUUUGGGCAUUAUGUGAUCUAGGCGCAACAUUGCGUCAACCUCAGGAAGAAAACUGUGAUUUUAUCAAUGCGUUAAAUGAAAUAUCAACUUUUGAGAACUUUAUUACACUUGAAAAUCUGGAAGGAAUUUCAGAUAACGGGUUGUUUGAGCUGGAAGAUGAAGAAAAUUCAGUUGAGGCAAGUGAGGAGACACCAGCGCUCACUGAAUUCAUCGAACGAGCUAACAGGGAACCAGCCAGCGACACCAACAUAAAGGACGAGUUGAAGAAAUUACCUGAGCACCUCAAAUACAUAUUUCUUGGCCCGGAGGAGAGUUACCCGCUGAUAAUCUCCGCCUCACUAUUGCCGGACCAAGAGGCUCAGCUCGUCUCAUUGCUCAAAAGAAGACAAGCGGCAUUUGCAUGGAAGAUCACAGACAUCAAAGGAAUCAGCCCAGCGGUGUGCAUACACCAUAUUAGGCUGGACGCUGACGCUAAACCAUGCAGACAGCCUCAGCGGCGACUUAAUGAAAAUAUGCAAGAGGUAGUCCCCAAGAAAAGAGGUUUUGUCGAACAGACAAGCGACGAAGGGAAGGUCUUCAUGACAAGACCUGUCACUGGAUGGAGGGUCUGCAUCGACUACAGAAGAUUGAAUUCCGCCACGAAGAAGGACCAUUUCCCGCUUCCCUUCCUUGAUCAAUGCCUUGAGAAGCUCGCAGGUCACGAAUAUUACUGUUUCCUCGAUGGCUACUCAGGCUACCAUCAAAUUCCCAUCAAACCGGAGGACUCUGAGAAGACCACAUUUACUUGUCCAUAUGGGACCUUCGCUUACAGAAGGAUGCCGUUCGGGCUCUGCAACGCUCCGGCCACCUUCCAGCGAUGUAUGUGCCAUAUCUUCAGCGAUCUCCUGGACUCCUGUAUUGAAGUUUUCAUGGAUGACUUCUCGGUAUAUGGUAAGACAUUUUCCAGAUGCCUGAACAAUCUGGAAAAAGUACUUCUCCGCUGCAUUGAAACUGAUCUCGUGCUGAACUGGGAGAAGUGUCAUCUCAUGGUAAAUGAAGGAAUUGUCUUAGGCCAUAAGAUCUCAUAUACCGGUAUAGAGGUGGAUAGAUCAAAAGCUUUCCGCGUGUUGAAGGAGAAGCUGACCUCCGCUUCGAUAAUUUCAGCACCAGUGUGGAGUGAGCCAUUCGAGCUGAUGAUGGAUGCGAGCGACUAUGCCGUCGGCAUUGUGCUAGGACAACAGAAGAAUUACACUACAACCAAGAAGGAGCUGCUAGCUAUUGUCUCCGCUUUCGAAAAAUUCAGACAGUAUCUUAUCGGAAGCAAGACCAUUGUUCACACUGACCAUGCAACUAUUAAGUAUUUGAUGGAGAAGAAGGAGACAAAGGCCCGCUUGAUUAUAUUGGUUCUGUUACUCCAAGAAUUUGACAUAGAGAUCAAGGAUAAGAAGGGGAAGGAGAAUCAUGUGGCAGAUCACCUCAGUAGGUUAAGGCAAGAAGAGGACAUAUCUCCAGGAAUCAACAAACAAUUCUCAGAUGAGAAGCUGUUCCUGGAAAAGAAGAGAUUGCUCAGUUUGGCAAAGGACUAUUUUUGGGAUAAACCCUAUUUGUUUAACAUCGGCACAGAUAGGAUAAUCCGUCGCUGUGUAGCGGAAUCUAGGAUCCCGCUGAUCUUGAAUGAAUGUCAUGGGUCCCAUGUAGGAGGGCAUUUCACUGGCUUGCGCACAACAGCUAAAGUUUAG